AUGGCAUACUCAGGACAUUAUGAACCCAAUGCGUCCACUUUCUCUUCCAGCUCGUUAGACCUUAUACCCUAUGCUCCAGGGAGGUAUUACCAGCCAGGACAUAUCAUAGGCGAGGCCGAGGAUUCACCUGCCUCCGCUGUUCCAUCAUCAUCUACAGACCGGAAGUCCAGAAACAAACUUCACUUUUUCGAUAACAUCAACGAUCCAUCGAGUGGUACUGAAGAGCAAGAACAAGAACCUAGAUCUAGGGAUCCUUGGGAAGAGGGAUUCAGGAGUGCACGGGAGACGCUGUCUAGUAUCUUCUCAAAGAAGAGAAAUGAGCCGGAUACGGAUACAAAGCGUGAAUCUUUCAUACCACCCGACCCGACUGUUGAGGAUUGCCCAGAGGAAUCCGAUAAUUCUCAAGACAGUCGGGGAACAUCUUGGAACUUUGAUUCUAGCCGAGCAGGGAGAACGAACGACAGAAAUACCAGAGAAGAUGAGCCUGAAAGAGGUCGAUCAAACCAAAGGGGUGCUGAACAAUUUCGUUCCGGAUUUCAACCUACCGAAAGUACCAAUCGCUUUCCUCGUCAACCUUCACCUGCAAAUCUAAAACAAAAAAGAUCAGCCACUCCUUUCACCAAAGAUAUCCUUUCAAGCUCCGAGUCUGAGUCUGACUCUGAGUCGAACGACGAAAUGCCUUCAAACGAUACAUCGAGACACUAUUAUAUGAGCGGAGCAAAUGGACCUGGAGACUCAAAAGAUAAUAGAUUUCAUAAUUUCUUCUCUCGUCGGAAAUCUUCCUACGACCAGCCUCAGCCUCAACCAAGAGGUGACACGUACUAUCCUCAAAUGUCGACUGAACAAAGUACAUCACCUUUCACGGAAAGAAUUAGGAAUAGACUGAAGAAGCGAAGAAGUGGCGAUGACUCUACGGGACAACGUACGAAUAUUUUCGGAAGUGCAAAUACCUCCCAAUACCCUCAUUAUGGAGGGUAUCCAUUAUCUCCCAUGGAUCCAUCGAUGGGAUAUACGGGCCAGCCAUCACCUCCUUGGAUGGCCCCUUCCAUGAACCAAUUUUAUGGUGGAUAUGGGGAACCACCAAUGAUGAACCCAAGUAUGAUGAUGGGUAUGACUCGAAGUAUGAUGGGAAUGCAGCCCAGUAUGAUGGGGACCAACCCGAAUAUGAUGAGUUACGGAAGCGGCUUUUCGGGAUGGGGUCCAUCUCCACCGACAUACAAUCAAAGUAUGGGAUCACACUCAGGGUUCUUCCCCGCAGGUCCAGAGCCGAUCAAUAACCGUCUCAGUAGACUGACUGUAGCUCGAGUAGCUAUGGAGGCCAAAGCGACGGCGGCAGCAGCCGCCAACACUCCAACAUCUUCCACCGCAGCUUCCACGACGCCCACGAACUUAUCACAGCUGUUAGGUGGCUCAGGGGCUUCUCAACCGUUGAGCUCUCUAGGCGGUCAGUCAAACGUGAACGACCCAAACUCGCGUUGUCCUCAAACACGUUUCGCUAAUAUUCAAGGUCACAGAAUUGAGAUACCGCCAUUUCAGACUCUCAAUGAAGCAAUCUCAGCACAGGUGUCGGAAUCACAGCUCGGCCUUUCGUACGGAAAUACCCAGCAGUCCGAUCUUGACUCGCGAUCAAUGCAGGAUCGUAUGGUCACAUUGCGGACUGGUACGGGUCAAUCCUUACAGGUUCCUGUACCCGCCGGAAGGUCUGUCAAUGAAGUCAUCGACUUGCUACGGAGGAGUGGUCGGCUAUGA
Messenger RNA from Kwoniella mangroviensis CBS 8507, 1749 nucleotides. RefSeq lists its product as uncharacterized. Lineage: Eukaryota; Fungi; Basidiomycota; Tremellomycetes; Tremellales; Cryptococcaceae. The transcript is spliced from 4 exons. Bases 1 to 1749 code for a protein of 582 amino acids. The record is from RefSeq and is a predicted model, not a curated record.